This is a messenger RNA of Emericellopsis atlantica, 801 nucleotides long. RefSeq lists its product as uncharacterized. Bases 1 to 801 code for a protein of 266 amino acids. Gene Ontology annotation, molecular function: structural constituent of ribosome. Gene Ontology annotation, biological process: mitochondrial translation. Gene Ontology annotation, cellular component: ribosome; mitochondrial large ribosomal subunit. The record is from RefSeq and is a predicted model, not a curated record. The transcript is spliced from 2 exons. Lineage: Eukaryota; Fungi; Ascomycota; Sordariomycetes; Hypocreales; Bionectriaceae.
AUGGCCGUUCCAGCGACGAAGGCGGCGGCAAGCCUCUCAGCGCCGGGCUUCCGCCUGGGAAAGAAAGAGGUCUAUAUGCCCUCCCAUCUCGUCACCCUGCUCCGGAGAAAGAAGAUGCACCCCAACGAGGCCUUCUUCCAAGUUCCCUUGACGUUCACAAAGUUCGAUCUGCGCGAUUACCUGUGGAAUCUCUACAAUGUCGAGGUCACCAGGGUCGGCGUCAUGGUUAAGCAACAAUCUCUGAUCCACCGCACUGGCCUGCAAUCAGUCUACCGUCCCCAACCGUACAAAUUCAUGACCGUCCAACUGGCCAAACCUUUCCAAUGGCCCGAGCUACCGAACAACCCCGAUGCGUUCAUGAAGGAGCUAUUCGAUCGGCGAGAUGAAGCUGCUUACAAGAAUCGCCAAUUGAGCCGGAGCAUUGGCAUAGGCGAGAUUCCGUCCAAGGCCGUUGUGGAAAAUGGAAAGCCCAAGCCGGAUGAUAAGGACAGGGCGGAGUUGAGGAAGUCUGCCCAAGACAUACUUAUGGGCAAGACGAAGUGGCAGAAUGGCGUCGAUUUGGAUCCCAAAUUCAACAGCAUCGCGACGACGUCGAACAAGAAGGAUGGUUCCAAGGAGAUUGUGCACAAGCGGGCGGCCGACGACCGGGUCACGGCGAAAAUGGAGGCUGGCCAAGCAAAGUCUGCAAAGAACCCGGCCCGUGCAGCAGCCGGCCGUCCUGACAAGAAGAGCUCUACGGUGGUGCAGAAGCGAUGGGCCAAGGCGCAAAAGGGACAAUGGUUGCCUUCGGUGAGGGAGUAG